GCUAACAGGAACAAUACUGCGUAUUUCCUAUUGGCUGAUGAAACAUGACGCAACGAGGACAAAUGAGGAAAUGAAAUGAACAAACAAAAGCUUUUGUUUUCGAUUUAUGUGACUAAGUUGUACGCGAGUCAAAAGUUUUACCAGAUAUGAGUGAAACGCUGGUUUUGAUUGGUGUCGGGUCCUUUGCCUUCUCUGGUCUGUUUUACCACUUAUACCAAGAAAAGAAAAAAGAGCUGAAAAAGCUUAAGGAAAUACCAGUUUUCAAGCCAGAUCAACAUCUGAUCAGAGUGCUGAAAGCAUCUCCCCACAAGCGACUUCAGUAUGUUGCCGUAGAAGGUCUGGUUCAGGCAGAUGGGGAACCUCUGGCCAGCCAGUUUGUCCCACGAUGCUUUGGUGUGAUUCAGAAGAUAGUAGUGGAGGAGCACUGGAAAUACUGGAACUCCCUCAGCCAGACAUGGAAUUCUCGGACAAUAAACAGAAAAGAAACCAACAAUGCAGUGCCCUUCAGUCUGAUCAGCCCUGGAGCCUACAUCACUGACUUGUAUGUAAAGAUUCAAAAGCCUCUAGAGGCUUCUGGGUGCGACUUGGAGAGAGUCUAUUUCAAAGUAAGACAAGCUGAGGAGGGCUUGGUGAACGUGGUUUUGCAGGGCUUUAGCGGAGAGAAACCUGUAGCCAUGAAGGAGAGCGAGGAGAUGCUUCGGGUGGGGAGCACCCUGACGGGUUUUGGUGAGGUGGUGCUGGAGGGGGGCAAGGUGAUGAGGCUGCAAGCCCCACAGGAUGGCCGCAAGUACAUCCUGAUACCGACUGACCACCGAAGCUUCUUGGACAGGCACGAGAGAUCGGCCAGCAUGUGGAAAACGCUGACUGCUGUUACUGGCAUCACAGGGGCUUCUCUUCUAGCCGGCGUCAUCUACAAUUUGGUUGGGAAACAGGAUGACAGAUCGAAGUAGGCAGUAUCCAUGGAGACAUGGGUACUGCAGGUAUAACAGCUGUGUCCCUGGUCUUUGGGUGUCCUUAUUCAUCUUCAGGUGUUUUAUCUUAGAUUCCAUAGCAACAUGCUGAUGCAAACUCGACUGUACAUUUCGUUCUUGUCAAGCUGCGAAGUGCAUUGCAACAACAGAGGAUGAAACAUAUUAGAAAAAUAGAAAACACCUCAUAAAAACUCAAAACACAAAAAAGCAGAAAACACAACUUUUGUGAAAACAUUUUUAAAAAACUAAAUAUUUUAGAAAACAUUAACAACCUUACAAAUCAGAAAAUCU
Messenger RNA from Scatophagus argus, 1262 nucleotides. It is a transcript of the gene mul3, whose product is annotated as mitochondrial ubiquitin ligase activator of nfkb 1-A. Lineage: Eukaryota; Metazoa; Chordata; Actinopteri; Scatophagidae. The record is from RefSeq and is a predicted model, not a curated record. Gene Ontology annotation, molecular function: ubiquitin-protein transferase activity. The transcript has 5 exons. Gene Ontology annotation, biological process: protein ubiquitination; organelle organization. Bases 147 to 950 code for a protein of 267 amino acids.